AUGGUUACUGUCGAACGUGGACACUUUUCAGAGCCAAAUCAUCCUCGCGCAAAGGGAAACGUCAAGUUCUAUGAAGAGCUGUUAGAGAAGGAAGGUGUCAAGAAGGCUGAUAUGAGAAGGCCAGUGGGUCGCCCGUUGAACGAACGGCCACAAAGUGUUUUGGGCAACAAAGAGCGAACGAUCUACGAGGCUUUGUGCAGAAACGAAGUACCAGUGAGUGAAAAAGACAUUUCGAAGCUGUACUGCUAUUACAAACGAGACAGGCCAUAUUUAGUCUACGCUCCGAUCAAGAAUCGAAGGAAUACAGGUUGUGAAGAAAUAAAAACGGCAGAUUCCUCGUGGAAAACUUGGCGUUGGUUCAAUUAA
Messenger RNA from Cooperia oncophora, 366 nucleotides. The record is from the annotation of a GenBank genome assembly. Lineage: Eukaryota; Metazoa; Nematoda; Chromadorea; Rhabditida; Trichostrongylidae.